This is a messenger RNA of Penaeus monodon (black tiger shrimp), 1813 nucleotides long. RefSeq names its product scavenger receptor class B member 1-like. The record is from RefSeq and is a predicted model, not a curated record. Lineage: Eukaryota; Metazoa; Arthropoda; Malacostraca; Decapoda; Penaeidae. Gene Ontology annotation, cellular component: cytoplasm; membrane. Gene Ontology annotation, molecular function: scavenger receptor activity. The coding region runs from base 203 to 1813 and encodes 536 amino acids. The transcript has 12 exons.
CAAGCUUCGAUUACCUUGGGUCGCGAGGUGAUGAAACGAACAGCUGAUUUAGAAGAGCAUUCUGUCGCGGUCAAAACGCCAUAGAAGACGGAGGUGAAACAGCGGUGCGUCGAUAUUUUUUUUUUUCUUUCAGUCCUUUUUUUUUAUAAUUCCUCUGUCUUUGCCGAUUUUUCUUCAACGUUUCUUCGUUCAAAGAGAUAAAAUGGGGCAAGACUACGACAAUACUGCUUUUACUGUGCAAGAAAGCAGUAGUUACCCAGGCGAGACUUCCCAAUCCUUCAAAUCACCCCCAAAACGGCGAAAAAUGUCAAUUUGCCAAAUCGUUCUGCUCGUCCUCGGCGUGUUAGCAGCUGGAACUGGUUUCGCCAUGUUGGUCGGAGCCUACGACGCCAUCUUUGAUUCGGUGUUACAAUCGCAAAUGCAAGUGACGGAAGGAUCACGAGCCUAUGACAUUUGGCGUUUAACUCCGGUGCCGCUGUUUUUACGUCUAUAUUUCUUUAAUCUUACCAAUCCAGAUGAAUUUGCGAAAGGAGCUAAACCUAUCGUCCAGCAGGUGGGCCCGUAUUGCUACAGGGAAUACCACGAGAAGCAGAACCUGACCUUUCACCCCAACUACACCGUGACCUUCUUCCAGCAGCGUUGGUGGCACUGGGAUCAAGAAAUGUCUGGCAAUAAUACGAGAGAUGACGUCAUCACUAUCGUCAACGCAGUGCCGAUUUCAGCAGCGUGGAGCGUGCGAUCCCUGAAGCCAGCCCUGAGCAGUCUCAACAGUAUGUUCAACCUCCUCGGCGAACAGCUGAUCGUCAGAGCCACCGCCGGAGAAAUCAUAUUCGAUGGAUUUCAGGAUCCGCUGCUGGACUGGAUGCAGGAGAACAUGGUCGCGGAGAACGGUACUCUGCACAACAUCACCGAUUUGUUGCCGAUACCGCCCGGGCUCACCGAUUACGAUCGCUUCGGAUGGUUCUACGGGGUGUGCAAGAUCGACCUGUGGAAUCGACGCCGUGAAACCGACUUCUUCGACGCGCCUUGCAACCGGGUCUCCGGGUCGGCGGGCGAGAUGUGGCCACCCAACCUGAAGAAGGACCUGGUCGAUUUCUACAGCCCGGAUCUGUGCAUGACCAUGAAACUCUUCUACAAGGAGGAGUCACGUGAUUCCAACGGCCUCCCGGGAUACAGGUUCUGGGGUACAAACAACACCUUCGCCAACGACUCGACUGUUCCGGGGAACCAGUGUUACUGCGUGAAAGGGACUUGCGCUCCGAUGGGUAUGUACGGCCUUAUUUAUGUUCAAGUGUAUGUGGAUGGCCUGGAGCCGGACGAGGACAAACACGCUUUCCUCAUGGAUGUCAUACCGGAACUUGGAACGCCUAUGUAUGUGGCAGCCAGGAUGCAGAUCAACAUGCGCGUCAUACCGUACAAGGGAGGGUUUCUCGGAGGCAAGAUUGACAUCCUGAGCGAAGUCCCCGACGUGUAUCUGCCGAUGCUGUGGUUCGAGGAGAUAGCGGAGAUGCCCCGCGACAUGGCGAGUGAAUUGAAGGCCCUGCUCUUCAUCAUGACCACGCCCACCAUGGACGUCAUGUUUUCGACCAUGGUUCUCCUGGGGUCUUUCACCGUCGGGCUCCUGGUUGGGUUGAACUUCUGCCGGAGGAAGACCACGUUAUACAAACUACAGUCAGACUUCAAAAACAACACAGAGCUUAAACUAUAUAGGAUUCCCUGCAGCAUCGCCAGUACUGCUUUUGUUUCUCUUGUAUGGCUUGUGCCUGGCUAUGUGAUACCAAACUCUCAGAUUCCUUUGGAACACGAGAAAUAA